Molecule: messenger RNA, 7038 nt
Organism: Seriola aureovittata
Lineage: Eukaryota; Metazoa; Chordata; Actinopteri; Carangiformes; Carangidae
Gene: arhgef5
Product: Rho guanine nucleotide exchange factor (GEF) 5
Exons: 16
Coding region: 913-6492 (1859 amino acids)
Biological process (GO): activation of GTPase activity; intracellular signal transduction
Cellular component (GO): cytoplasm; nucleus
Molecular function (GO): protein binding; guanyl-nucleotide exchange factor activity
Source: RefSeq, a predicted model, not a curated record
AUGUGUUUCAUCACUUCGCACAUUAUUUAACCUUCCACCAAAUUCCCUUCUUUUAAAUAAAAUAGCGGAAUAUUGGUAAAAACAUAAUAGGUAACAGGUAAAUCACAUUCCUUUUUCAGGUCUAGUCAUUCUGACCAUAUUGUGGUGCACGAGGAAAAGGCAACCUAUAAUAACUGUCAAGAUGUUUCACUCCAAGCCACAGACGUCAACCUCAUGGCGGCGCUAGAGGAAGGCCCAGAGGCUCACCAAAGUCACUCUUACCUUACCUGGCUGUGUGUUUUGUUCAGACACACCCGGCUACUCCAUAUCAACCAAUCGCUGCUCCAAGACAGACGUACCGAGUAGGUGUACUUCCUGUGUUUCAUGAGAGAAGAAUGGGGCAGGAGAGAGUUGUGUACUAUUAUUUUGCCAGGGGGGGUCCACACAGAUCCGCGGUCCUGUCGGCGAUAGAGGGGAGGGAAAUGAAGUAGUGGACACACUUGGCAGACUUUUGUUUGAUUUAUGGGAGAUCUCCAUGUUGAGCAGCAGCGACUGAGAGGACAAGACUGAGAGCAGGAGGAGGGGAAAGAUAAGUGUCAAUCUGUUGAGACUUGUUUGAGAAUUUGAGGGAGGAGGGGAGGUGGAGAGAGACUGAGAGAGAGGCAGCAAGACGGAAAGCAAGGAGAGCUCAGGCGUAAACAUUCAGUUUUUCACAAGAGUUAAAGUAGUGAGAGAAAAAGAAAAAGGCAUUUCAGAUUUAUCUGAAAAGAAAGAAGCCGUUUCGUCACCUAGACAUUGUGAAUACAUGGAAUGAAUUCUUAUGGGUUGUGCAAUCCCAUGCUUUUGAGCUGAGCUGGACUGGAGGGAGGGAGGAACGGGGGUGGACUGGAUCUCCCCAGGAUACCACAUUCAGGUUCUCCAUAUUAUGGUACAAUGGGGACCAAAAGGCCCAGCUGCACCCUCUUUGACACUUUAUCUAACAUAAACACGUCUGACCGCAAGCUUCAGCCAGGUGGAAAAAUCUCCAGGGAUCCAAGUCCCAGGCCAGCGAUGACCGCCCAGUCGGAGCGAGAGAGAGACAGCAGCCGAGAGGAAGACUGGAGGAGGGAAAGAGAAAUGGAGAAAAUGAGAGACAAGACGAGAUACAAAGAUGUGGACCCACGAGAGAGACAUGAAAGAGCUACUGCACCCAGGGUGAGAGAGGGAGAAAGAGAGUGGAGGGAGAGAGAAAGGAGGCAAGAAGACGACAGAAGCAGAAACUGGCGGCCAGUGUCGACUCUAGAGAGCGGCGCCGACAGAGAGGUUGAAAGGGGAAUGAAGAAAGGCGACACAUUUCCCAGAAUGAGAAAAAGCAGCGCAGAACGUAACAGAAGAGUGAUGUCCAACACAGAGAUUGAUGAAGAAAAAGGAGAAAGGAGGCCGAGGGAUAGGCCGAGGCGACCAGAGGCAUAUGACUGGGAGAGAGAGAGAGGGAAGGCAGGGCAGAGAGAGAGGUACAGAGAGACAGAAAGGGAUGAGAUCCGAAGCAGGGGAAAGGAAGAGGGGAAAAAAAGGGGAGGACGAAUGGUAGAAGAUGAGAAAUUGCGACAGAGGGAAAGAUAUCAGGAGUCUGAUGCUUUUCAAGACAGGGGGAGAGAAGUGGGUGAUUCAUGGGAUAGAAGAGAAAGAAGAGAAAAACCAAGGCCUAACAUGGGCGAGAGGGAGGCCACAAUGCCAUCCCCACACAGGCGAAGAGACAGAGAGAUCUACUCAGAUAGGAAGGAGAGGGAAGAGGUUGGGAGGAGAGAGGGAAGGAGGGACACCAGGAGUGAAGGAGACAGUGAUGAGAGAGAGUUUAGGAGGGAAAGAGUGAGGGACAGAGAGGGGGAGGAGUUGAUAUAUCAACACAGCAGAAGUGAGGGGGACGACAUGGGCAAGAGAGAUCAAAAUAGGCAGGGGUAUAGGGAGGAGGACAGGCAGAGAUACAGGGACAGGGACAGAGAGCGAGAAGUGGAUAGAUCCAGGAGGAGGGGAGUGGAGAAAGAUAGGGAGAGGUACAGAGAGGCUGAAAGGAGAACAGCAAGGGAGGCAGAGAGGGAGGGAGGGAGGCGGAAGGAGAGUGGGGGAGACUUGAGAGCGUGGUCAAAUGACAGGAGGGAGGGUGACAGGUACAAAGAGUACGAGCAGAGGGGAAACAAGGAAAGAAAGGAAAGAGAGGCUGAUCGUAGGUGGGAUGAUACAACAGGCAGAAGCAGCCGAUCCCUGAACAGGACAGCUCCAAGGGUGCCACCACGAUCCCAGAGCAGUGGAGAGUGGAGCAGCGACGUGGACAGUGAGACGAGAUAUAGAAGAGGUAAAGACAGUUAUGAGGAGCGGGAAUCCGGGAGAGAGAGAACCACUGAGAGCAAAAGAGACGCAGAGGAACAGAGAGAUCGAGAGAGAGCUGCUGAAAGAAGUCAAAGGGAGCAAAAGAGGGGUGACAGACAAGAGAGAGAUAGAGGAAAAAUGACAGGCAGCGUGCCAGGGCAGAGAAGGAUGUGGUUAGAGCCGCAGAGGGGUAAGAAUAGUAAGGAAGAAUUUCUAGACAGAGACAAACAUACAAGACGGAAAGAGAGGAGGAGAGAAGAAGAGAGGAGUAUGGAGUCAGAGGCUGAAUGGGGAAGAGAAGGACAGCCAGUAAAAGAGGAACCAAACGAGAGGUACUUGGACCAAAGCGGUUACAGACAAAGACAUGCUGGGAGAAAUGAGUACAGGGGAAACAUGGAGAGGGAGACAGAGGGCGUAAGUGUACAUGUAGAUGAGGUCUGGAGAGAGACAGAUAAGAGAGGGAAGACACAUCUGUCUGACAGCAGCGGUGGCAUAGAGGGAAGCCGGCAGAGAGAUGCAGAGGGAGAGAACAUGACAGAUAAUACAGAGGAGAGUGACAGAGAGGAAGAGGGUGGGAUCAAUUAUUUGGCCGGCUCCGAGAAAGAAGGAGGAAGUACGUCGGGGUGGAAGCAAGAGAGAGACAGUAUGCUGUCGGUAGAGGACGGCUUUGUGACCGUGUCCAGUGGCGGAGACGAGGAGGAGGAGAGAGACGAAGAGGGAGAUGAGGAGUUUGAGGACUGUCAGGAGUUCUUGGAAGGUGGAGUUGCGUAUGACGACUCCUCACAUGUUGGCUUCAAGGGGUGUGAGGGAGAUGAGGAGAGGGAAAGGACAGGGGGCAAGGAGGAGGCGGUUGAUGAGGAGGAACAAGAGAAGGAAAAGCAGACGCAGUACAUCUUCUAUGUGACUGGACAAACUUUGCCCAAGUCAAAACCGGACGAUGUGUCACCAUCACAAGUUGAACCGAUGCGAGGUGUGGAAAGAGAUAAUGCAAAUUUAAAAAGUUCUCAUCACUGUAGCGAUGAUGUCACACAGCGACCUAUGGAUGACCUGCAUCUGACACUGAGUAGAAAUGAUGAAUACCUGAUCAUCAACAACCAGAACACAAAAGGCCAAAGUGAGCAUGACACACCAAGGGAGGAGAGGGUCACUGUAGGAGAAACAGCUGAAGCAGAUGUCAGUCACGGAGCGUCUUCAGAGCUUCAAGGCACAGAGACUGGAGAGGGAAUGAAGAGCAAAGCGGAGCACCCAUAUGAUGAAAUAGGAUCGGUUAAAAGGGACUCACAGACUGAAAGACUCCUCGUAGAGUGGAGAGAGAAAAAUAAAGAACUGGCUGAAAGAAGAAUGGAGCAACCUCCUCUGGGCCUGAGGAAUCCCUAUGCUGAUGUUUGUUCUCAGGCUGAUUUGGAACAAAUUCAACCCAUCUUGGAUGGGAUAAACACCGGAGUAAUGAGUCCAGAAGAGGUGGAAGCCAUUCGAAUCCGACUGAGUGGAGCGUGGAGCAUGUCCGAGGAGACCAAGCGGCAUUCCCAAGCCCCCCACCUAAAAUGGGCCAAAAAUGUGGUCCGCGAGAUCCUGGGACACUCGGAGGAACAGACUGUUGAUGAACCAAACUCGGAGGAACAAGGAGGCCACGUGGUCAACCAGUCCGAGAUGACGAUCCAGGACGACAAACAGCAGGAGGAGGUUUCACAGGGGACCGGAGAGAUUGCUGGCGUUAAGUUGACAAGGAUCGAACGGCACUCCGAGCCAGAGCUGGAGGACGAAGAGCCGCUGGUGGUGGAGGGACUGAGAGGUAUGGGGCAGAGCCAAGCUGACAUGCAUGCUGACCAGUUCACAGCUAUGCAUGGUGACACACCCACACACACUCACGCUGACACACUGUUAGACACAGAAGGGAAGGAGGAUCACAAUACGGACAAAGAGACUGAGCCUCCUGGUCGCCUUCAGUUAGAAAAGGUGGAUACAGAGGUUGAAGUUACUCAAGAGGGAGGCGAUAUGGUCACGUUAUCAGAAAUAGAGAAAGAAGUGAGCGGAGAAGAAGAAGUGGAGAUGUAUUUAUCUGUGAGCAACACGCUGUACAAGCCUAACAGCUGCCCCAUUCUUAAUUAUGAAUCUGAUGCUGACCUCCUCACGCCCUCCAGAGAGGGUGAGAGCCAGGAGGAGGAAGACAGAAUGGGUGAGAGUGAAGAGGAAAGGCAGGGAGAGGAGCCUGAGGAGAGGGGUGCCGCAGUGGAGGAGGGAAACGCAAGAGUGGGAGAAGAAAUAGAAGUGGAAAGCAGAGAGGGAGAGGAGGUGGCAGAGAGGCAAAUAGAAGGAGGGACUCUGACGAGCACCUGCAGUUUCCGAGAUUUGGGUCCUGAGGCUCGAAUACGAAGGAGGGGAAUCCGUAAAACCACUGAAAGAAGAAGAAAUGGAGAGCUUGUAGAAGAGGAAGAAGAGGAAGGUGUUGGAAGGGAUCGCAGAACCAGAAUAUUCUCUACAACAGAUGAUGAAGAUGAUCGCAGCAAAAGCUGGGGAGAAGUGGAGCUGAGGAAUGUUUUGGACACAAUCGAAAGAAGGAAAAGGAAUUCAAGGUUUUUCAAUGCUGCCCAGCUCUACCAGCAGUACAGUGAGGCGGCACAGAACUUUGAGAUCCUCCGUCAGUCUCGCUCUGAUGUGCUGUCUGUGUGCGAGGACAGUACCUCCUCUCCUGCUCCCUCGCCUCCUCCUGCCCGCAGACCUCUACCUCCCAUACCUCCUGUCCCACACCCCCACUCCUUGGCCCACACCGGCUCUAUCACCAGUAUCAAAAGCUUGCCUCUUCCUGAGCCCCCCAAGAGUGAAGGCAGGCCUUCCUCUCCACGUCUAUCCAUCUCGCUCACACAGUCGUCCACACUGUGGCGUGACCUGCCGGGGGUCAGGAACAGCGGUGAGCUGGAGGAGCUCACGGAGGACCAGAGGCGACUGCAAGAGGUGAGAUUUGAAGUACUUACCUCAGAGGCCUCCUACUGCCGGAGUUUGGACAUUGUUGUUGAGCACUUUGUCAAGUCAAAACAGCUGGGGGCGCUGCUGACCACUCAAGAUAGAAACUGGCUGUUUUCCCGGCUGGCCGAUGUCCGUGCCAUCAGCCACAGUUUUUUGUCAAAGCUGGAGGAGAGGGUGGAAUCGGACAUUGUGCACUUCGCCGUGUGUGAUAUCAUCGCUCGACACUGUCAGCGCUUCAGAAUGGUUUAUGUGCCGUACCUCACCAACCAGUCCUAUCAGGAUGCAACCUACCAGAGACUCAUGAAUGAGAAUCCCGGGUUCAAGCGGAUUGUGGAGAAAUUAGAGAGGAGUCCUGUUUGUCAGAGACUCCCUCUUCGUUCCUUCCUUGUCCUUCCUUUUCAAAGGAUCACAAGAAUAAAGCUGUUGGUCCAGAACAUCGUGAAGAGAACAACUCCAGGGACUGCGGAGGCGCUGCAGGCCAUCAAAGCUUUGAAACUUCUGGAGAAGCUGAUUCAAGAGAGUAAUGACAGCAUCUCUCAGAUGAAAAGCAUCGAGUCCUUGGUCUCUCUUAGUGCUAAGGUGGACUUUGAUUGCAGGACUCUCCCUCUGAUCAGUCAGUCUCGGAGGUUGGUGCGAGAAGGAGCGGUCACUGAGCUGAUGGAUUUCUCUCUGAAAGAGACAGAGAGGAGCGUUUACUUGCACCUAUUCAAUGACUACUUGCUACUUUCACUACAAAAAGAAGGGGGAAGAUUCACAGUAAUUGACCACUCACCUAUAUCAGACCUGCGUGUAGAGAACUGCCGCGUCAAACUUCAUUCGUUACAGAAGAACCUGUUCCGGCUCCACAUGUUCCAGAAAUCCCUGCUGCUAAGGACUGACACACAGAGUGAUAAGCUACGUUGGAUAUCUGCUCUAUCCCAGCCACAUCCUGAAAUAGAUUUUUCUGCAGCUCAAGAUUUUCCACAGAUGCAGUGUAUUCGAGCUUUUGUUGCCCAGCAGCCUGAUGAGUUGUCCUUAGAGAAAGCUGAUGUCAUUCUAGUACACCAACAAAGCAGUGACCAUUGGGUGGAGGGGACCAGACUGUCUGAUCGACAUCAUGGAUGGGUGCCCAAUUCCCAUUUGGAAACCAUAAGCAACUCUAAAAUCCGACAACGCAACCUGUCAGAUGCGCUCAGACUUACAACUGCCACAGCUGCUGUUUGAUCAGGAUACUCAAGAGUGGGACUAAACAGAGGAAUGCACAGUAAAGAUAUUGCUGUCUGCUUCAAACUUCUGGAAACUGGACAAUGGACAUUCAGUGAACCAAGAGUGCAGCUGCUGAAAUGCUGUAAGAAUGCAUCUCCAUGUAGCAUAACCUGGAACAAAUAUAAUGCCAUAGAGCAAUGGAUGAACUGCUGAGGCCUAACUGAAAGACAUGAACGGUGUUGUGACUGUGUUAACAGUCGUCUAUGUAAUAACUUUGUGUGUAACAUAAAAUAAUCAAUGGACAGGUGUUUUUACAAAGGGAUAUUGUCUUUUUCCAUUUCAUUUUCCUUUUUAUUUUUGGAAAAUUAUUUGUGUAUACUGAACAGAAUCUAAUAGAUAAUUUUAUGAUGCAUGUCUAUUGAAAAUUGGGCCCCUGCAUGCAGGAGAGCUGACGGAAAUAACGCAAAAUGCACAAUUCAAAGAUGUACAGAGCUUUGUAGGUUACACAUUCAGGACAUUUCAAUAAACUCAGAAUGGUGGAAUAAGAAUCACUGUUGAAUAUAA